This is a messenger RNA of Plutella xylostella (diamondback moth), 2509 nucleotides long. RefSeq lists its product as uncharacterized. Lineage: Eukaryota; Metazoa; Arthropoda; Insecta; Lepidoptera; Plutellidae. Gene Ontology annotation, molecular function: DNA binding. The record is from RefSeq and is a predicted model, not a curated record. Gene Ontology annotation, cellular component: nucleus.
ACUACCUAGGGGAGGGGGGGGCAUGACGGGGUCACGAGGCACGACGGGGCCACCCACACAUACCAAAAACUAAACGCUUUAGAUGUGUGUUGUUUUCGCUAAUAGGCGGCCAUUUUGAAGCUCACUUUAGUCCGCCAGUGAACGGGGACCAGACUGCACGUGUUUUAUUUUUAAAAGGAAAAACGUUUUUCGAUGUUAUUUGAUGUAAUUUUGAGUGAUACGAAUACAUAUAUAAAAAGGUAAGUGUUUAUGUUACUACUAUGGUGUAUUCAGUGUAUUUUUGUGGCGACAUUACUUAUUUAUAUGUUUAGAUCAAAAUUACUGUAACGGUUACUCGUUUUAUUUGGUUCGUCAUUUAAAAUAAUUUGAGAAUUGGGGCAUAACGGGGACGUAGCUACGGGGCACGUUGGGGUACCCCAUUGUGCCCCGUUACUGCUGUCCCCAUUAUGCCCCUGUUUAUUAAGUUACCCAAAGGAUCCUUCCUGUUCAUAUUAUAAUAUAAAUUAUUUUAUUUUAGGUAUAAAAAUGGUGAGAAAUUAUAAAAAGAAAAGUACGAGAGGUAGCUGGCCGAUGGAGAACAUGAAAAAGGCAAUAGAUGCAGUUUUAAGCAAAACAGCUGGCUACAGAAAAGCAGCUCACCUUUACGGUGUACCACAGACCACAUUGGAGCGUCACGUCGCCAAAAUAAGGAAAGGUGAGCUGUCCCUUGAAGCUACUCCGGGUAACUUCAAACCCGUGUUUUCCAAACAUGAAGAAGAGGAGCUGGUGACAUACGUUAUAGAAAUGGAGAAACGAUUGUUUGGUUUAACUACAGUCGGCCUACGAAAGCUAGCAUAUCAGCUAGCGGAAAAAAAUAGCAAAGCUCAUAAUUUUAACCAUGAUAAAAAGAUAGCUGGCCUUGAUUGGUUAAAGGGGUUUUUAAAGCGCCACCCAGAUUUAUCCAUCCGAAAACCUGAAGCCACAUCAGCCGCUCGAGCAAUGGGUUUUAAUAAAGUGGCUGUGGAUAAAUUCUAUUCCUUGCUCGGAGAAAUAUAUGACAAAUAUAAUUUAACGCCAGAUAGAAUUUAUAAUUGUGACGAGACAGGCAUAUCAUGUGUCUCCAAAACAAAAAGCAAAAUUAUUGCUGAAAAGGGAAGAAAGCAGAGAAUGAAGCAAGAGUUGCUGGACCGAGCUCCUCCAGGAACUACAGCUGAAUGCAACGCUAAGGGCUGGAUGACUUCUGAAGUAUUCAUGAGCUGGUUUCAACGGUUUGUAAGGUUUUGUGGUGCGUCGAUAACUAACCCAGUCCUGCUUCUUUUAGAUGGUCAUAUAACGCAUACGCAAAACAUAGAGGUUAUUGAAUAUGCACGUAAGAGUGGUGUUGUGAUGCUUUGCUUUCCUCCGCACUGCACUCAUAGGCUUCAACCCUUGGAUGUUGGCUUCAUGAAACCUUUGAGUGUAUACUAUGACCAUGCCUGCUCUAACUGGUUAAGGUCGCACCCAGGGCGAAUAAUAACCACUUUUCAAAUAAGUGAAAUAUUUGCAAAUGCGUAUAUACAAGCUGCAACAAUGUCUACAGCAAUCAAUGCAUUUAAAAAAUGUGGCAUAUGGCCCUUUAAUCAGAACAACUUUACAGAGUCAGAUUUUUUAGCUGCAUCGACCACAGACGUACCGCUAGCACAUGAGCCUGGAAUAGAUGAACCUUCUAAUGUCGAAAUCCAGCAACAACAGCCACCUAUCCUUGAGGAACAUCCACUUGAACCAGAUUUGCCUGCAUCAACAACACCUAACAAUCCGCAUCCAACAACUGCCAUCUCAGAGCCUCAGCCUGGGCCAUCAUCACUUAAUGUGCAUCGCCUAAUCCGAUCUCCGGUUAGAAAAGUAUGUCGUGACUUAACAACUUCCUUUGAAAAUGCUUCGCCUCAAGAAAUUCUCGCGAUACCAACAGUCGAACAGAGACACCAAACCAGAAAAAACUAUCGCAGAGGGAAAACUGUUGUCCUUACUUCAACUCCCUACAAAAACGAGUUAGAAGAACGCGAACAACUUAAAAGAACGAAGAAGUGUUCUAAUCCAAAUGACCCUAAGCUAAAGAAGAACUCCAAGAAACAGAAGACUGAAAAAGCUCGCUCUAAUGUGGAAAAUGUAGAUGAAGAUACCACGUGCAUCUACUGCCUUGACGCGAACCACACUUAUUUGAAGUCUUCGGAAGGUUGGGUGGCCUGCCAACUAUGCGGACGGUGGGCUCAUACAGCUUGUGCUGGUGUGGACGACGAGAAUAUAGAAGAAGUCCACAUCUGCUUAUACUGUGACGCAAAAUAAACAUGUACCCCGUACUGCCCCGAGCCUGGUACCCCAUAGUGCCCCUACCCUGGGGCACGAUGGGGUUUUCGUUAUAGUUGGAAAAAAAUUACAUUCUAACGUUAUUUGAUUAUUUACAUUUCCAAAUUAUAUGCCAAAUGCAAGUUUGAUAAGUAACCUAAGUGUUGUGACUGAUUUAAGUUUAUAAUAAAUACGGUUGAUUAAUUUA